This is a messenger RNA of Ipomoea triloba (trilobed morning glory), 1803 nucleotides long. RefSeq lists its product as uncharacterized. Gene Ontology annotation, molecular function: protein binding. The transcript has a single exon. Bases 1 to 1803 code for a protein of 600 amino acids. NCBI's taxonomy places the organism in Eukaryota, Viridiplantae, Streptophyta, Magnoliopsida, Solanales, Convolvulaceae. The record is from RefSeq and is a predicted model, not a curated record.
AUGGCUGAACCAGAUCCAUCUGCAAGAAGAUCCAGAAUAGCCAAAUGCUUCAGAGAAUUGCCUCUCAGAGAUGACAAAGAGCUGUUGAUCAUCCUAACUGGUGUCUGGAGAAUUGCUGUGGCUAAGCCCGAUGACCCCGAGUUCCCGGCCCUCGGGCUCUUCCCUUGCAUGGCUAAGCUCAUCAAUUACAGAACCAAUAUGUCCAUCCCCUACUAUGCAGCUCACAUCAUUGGCUCCUACACUAUGAACACCUCAGAAUUUGCAGAAAUGGCUGUGAGGGCAGGGGUUCUGACCCCAUUAAUGGAGCUUCUGAGAGGGAAAAUGAGCUGGGUUGAGCAGAGAGUUGCAGUGAGGGCAAUUGGCCACAUUGCCAGCCAUCGAGCCACGUUUAAGGCGGUGGCAGCCCACGAAUCGGAGAUCGUGAAAUUGGCGAUGAAGAUUGCCUGUACCUGUAUAGAAACAGUGUACAAUGAGUUUGUGAAGAUGGGAAGUGAGGGGAGAAUGGAAUAUCAAUGUGAAUUGAUGGGAAAAGGGGUGGAAUUGCAGAACAAGAAAGCUGAAGCCUGGGCUACCCAGCUUCAAUGCUGGUCUCUUUACCUCCUCAACUGUUUUGCCAGAAAGAAAAGAUCAAUCAAUCUCAUCUGCAACCAAGAUUUCCUCACACAACUCAGCUCCAUCUGGGGAGGACUUGAAAACCAGAACUCAUUCUCUGGAAUUGGCCUAAUCAGAACCCUUUGUCUCACCCAAAAUGGAAGAGAAAACAUAGCUAACUCCCCUCGUCUCCUCAAAACCCUCUGCAAUCUCUCAAGAUCCUCAGACCAUUCCCAAAUUAAGGCCAUCAAAAUCCUGCUUUCACUUCUCCAGGAUGCCAAUAUAAGACACAAAACACUGCAAAUUUCCGCGCCAUUUCUCGUCGAUUUAGUAGAGCUCAGAGCCAACAGAGCAAGACCAAAGCUAGGUGAUCAGAUUGCAGAGCUUCUCUUGCAAGACUACGCGAAAACUAAGGUUGAAAAAUCAGAGUCACUGAGUCACCGUAAUUUACCUCUCUACUAUCUUGUGGGGCCAGAGGGCCAGGGAAUUUCGCAUUUUCUGGAUGAGGCUUGGGAGUUAAAGGUGGGGAGAAGAAAACGAGACGAAUUAAUGUCCGAACGGGAAUUAAAGCAGAGGAGAGUAAUGGUUUCCCUGUUGAAAAAAGAAGGGAACCAGAAAUUCUGGGCAGGGAAAGUAGCAGAAGCGGAGAUAAUGUACAAAAAAGCUCUGGAUUUGUGUCCAUUGAAACUGAGAAAAGAAAGAAUCGUUCUUCACAGUAACAGAGCCCAGUGUUUCUUGAUCCAAGGAGAAGCAGAAUCCGCCAUUAGCGACACAACGCGAGCUCUGUGCUUAUCAGGGCAAGCCAAUCCCCACCUGAAAAGCUUGUGGAGAAGAUCACAGGCGUUUGAUAUGAAAGGAAUGGGCAGAGAGAGCUUAAUGGAUUGCAUGGCGUUCAUUAACGCCUGCUCCAAAGCCAAGGGGAGAAGAGGCAUGAAAAUCCCGUACUACGCCAUCCGAAUGUUGAACAAGCAGAUGAAUGCCACGUGGAUUUUCGCCGCCGCCGCGGCGAAGAUUGAUGAUGAUGAAACGCAGAGGGCCGUCGUUUUACUUGAAAAUGGUGAGACGAAAGAGAAGAAGAAGAAGAAGAAAUUUUUGGAUGGUAAGAUGGAAAAGCUGAUUGGAAAUGGUAUGCAUAAAAAGAAAGGGCUAUGGAGGAGGAUUAGCAUCAAGAAAAACAAGGGAUUGGAUCGCCGGAGCUCUGUAGAUUUCUAG